UCUUCUUUCUCUCCCUUUCACUGCGACUCCUACUUUCUUUUCCGAUCACCCUGUUUCUUGUAACUGUAGUAUAAUUAAUUUAUGCAAGUAAAAUAAGUACUAAAAUUUAGAGGCAUAACGAAAAUCAAAAGGUACAGAAGCUCCAUGGAUAAAGAGUAUUUCCUGAAUGCUGCUGGAACUCAACUGCCUCUCCAAUUUGAAGCCUGGAAUUCUUUCUCCCCAGCUCCGGAGCUAAAUUGCUCGUCCGGCGAGGCUUCAAAUUGUUGUUUGAAUCCUAAUUGGGACAAACCAGCUGAUCACUAUGCCCGACAUGGCUCGGCUUUGAGCUCAAUGGUGUCAUCCGCCAUGGCCCCCAAUUCCUCUGUGCCUGUUGAGGCUCUUGCAUUCCGAGAAUUAAUUAAAAAACUGGGCCCCGUUUGCAGCUCCGGGGACCUGCCGCAGCCAUUUCCACCCGGCGCAGCUUCUUAUGCUAGCUGUAACACUUCUUGCUACAGUACAAUGCCCUUGACCUCCCCACCUAAGCUACAGGUGCCGGUUUUGAACGAGAAUUUCUCCAAUUUGCGAAAUUCUGUGGCCCCGAACCCGCCUUUGCCUGCCCUCUCGGCUGAUCCAGGAUUUGCCGAGCGGGCUGCCAAGUUUUCUUGCUUUGGGAGUCGCAGUUUCAACGGCAGAACGAGUCAGUUUGGAGUACAUAAUAAUGCGGAGUUGCCAUAUGGAUCUAGUACUCCAACCGUGGCGAAUGGGAAGUUGCCGAGGGCCUCAAGUAGCCCUUUGCUCAAGCGAGGUGGAUCUCCUCCACUCGAAAACAACAAUUUAGGUCAAUCCCAGAUGGAGACGAGGCCUAUCGAUGGCCUAAUUCCGAGUUCAGAUAACACGGUGAACAAAGUACCUCUAGCUGCUGCCAAUUCUAACGAGGAGUCCUCUGUAUCUGAGCAAGUGCCAAGUGGGGAAACUGGGUUGAAAACUCCCAAUGAAUCGAAUCCCAGGAAAAGGAAAGCUGUUGCCAGAGGAAAAGCCAAGGAAGAUGGUUCAAGUCAGGCGGCUAAUCAUAACAAGGGAGCUGAAGCGGAUAUUGAUUCAAAUGCGAAGCGAUCCAAGAUGACGGAAGCCACUGCGAGUGAUGAUCAAGGCGUUAAAAUUGAGGAGAGGAAGGGUAGCGACAACAAAACUGGGGAUGAUAAGGCAAAUCAGAGGCCCCCUGAGCCUCCCAAGGACUACAUUCAUGUCAGAGCAAGAAGGGGUCAAGCUACAGACAGCCACAGUUUAGCAGAAAGAGUCAGACGAGAGAAGAUCAGUGAAAGAAUGAAGCUUCUCCAAGAUCUUGUACCAGGCUGCAAUAAGGUGACUGGAAAAGCCCUUAUGCUCGAUGAGAUUAUAAAUUAUGUCCAAUCAUUGCAACGCCAAGUCGAGUUCCUGUCGAUGAAGUUAGCUUCAGUCAAUCCAAGAUUAGAUAACAUGGAUAAUAUCUUAUCUAAGGAUCUAUAUCAACCAAAUGCCUCUUUACCUCCCCCCCUGUUCCCAAUGGAUACCUCGGAACCAGCUCUGUACAAGAACCCGUCCCAACAAAAUCAGGAACUACAGAGCAACAAUGGCUCAGUGGACCAGAUAGACACUACUGCAUUGUGCCGCAACCUAGGACUUCAAUUACCUCAUCUAGAUGGAUUUACUGAAGGUCUAUCUCAGUUCCCCGGAUUCUGCGAAGAUGACUUGCACAGCAUUGUUCGGAUGGGGUACAGCCAUAACCCUGACACGGAUGCAGCAUUAUUCCAUUCACAAACCUUUCCUGUUGCAAACCAAACGUCCCGCAUGAAAAUUGAGCUUUGAGCACUGCGUACCUUAUUUUCAAGUCAAGGCCUGGAAGCAAGAGUAGGCUACUACUGUACAUAUACGAAGAGACUAGCAGUUCAAUUGGUUUUUUGAUGAAUGGGCUGUCACCCAUUUAUAGAUUCUAAUCUCUCUGUCAGUGAUUGAUUUGUCUGGAAGCAUUUUUAUUAGGAGGUUACUGUACUACACUAUCGGUAGCAUAUUUCUUGACUAGAUAAUCAUGUGUAUUCCAGUGCAACGUACAGCACUGUCAUCUCUGUAAGAUAUAUAUAGUAAUAUAUAUUCUUGUUCGAGCAA
This is a messenger RNA of Coffea eugenioides, 2121 nucleotides long. Its product is annotated as transcription factor bHLH62-like. The transcript has 8 exons. Gene Ontology annotation, molecular function: protein dimerization activity; DNA-binding transcription factor activity. The coding region runs from base 145 to 1824 and encodes 559 amino acids. The record is from RefSeq and is a predicted model, not a curated record. Gene Ontology annotation, cellular component: nucleus. Gene Ontology annotation, biological process: regulation of DNA-templated transcription. Lineage: Eukaryota; Viridiplantae; Streptophyta; Magnoliopsida; Gentianales; Rubiaceae.